GGCAAUUCUCACGAUGGCAACAACAACAGCUCCAGCAACAACACUAAUUGCAGCACCAGCAACGAGCUGCGAGCCGAUUUGGCUGCGGCGCGAGCUGCUUUCGCGGACUUCCAUCGACUGGGCCGCGGCCUGCUGCUGCUGAGCCAGGUGUUGCUGAGCGCGACGGACCGCUGGGCUGCGGCACUACAAUCCGCGCAGGGAGCGGCAGCAGCUGCAGGUGUGUGCCUGGGUUGAGAAAACGGGCGGUAUUUUCAGUUUGGCGGGAAACCAUUUCAGCACAAGAUCUCCCUCACAAGCAUCAUGCACCAGGAUGCCUCACAUCAGCAGCACUGGCGCCUGCCGGCCGCCGCCAGAGCGCACAAGCAGCGGCGGCGGCAAGAGCAGUCGCAACAGCAGCAGGAGCGGCAGCAGCCGCAGCCGCAGCAGCAGCUUCCACAGGAGCGGCGGCAGGCGGAGGCACAAGCGGAGGCGCAGGCGGAGGCAAGCAGGGCGCAGCGAGCGCAGGCUCUGGCGGCGGACGGGGCGGCUUGGGCGGCGGCGCGGGCGGCCCUGGUGGCUUUAUACCGCGUGGAUGACGGCGUGUUGGCGGGGGAGGUGCUGGCGGGCUGGCGGCGGCUGGCGGCGGCGCUGCUGCUGCUGCCGCACGGCGGCCAAGGUGCGGGUGUGGGGGCCGGUCUGAGGGUUGGUGAGGGGGAACUGCGGGUUGAGGAGGAUGGUGGGGAUGACGACGAUGCGAUUGAGGUGGAGGAGGGCGAUGCCGAGGGCCGAUGGAACACGACUGCUGCUGGUGCCAUUCCUGAGGCGGCCGCCGCCGCCGCCACCGCCACCGCGGCACCUGGGGGCUGGGCUCCGGCCGAGGUGGUGGAGGGGUGUGUGGCGCAUGCGGCGCGCCUGGCGCCGGCGGGCGCGCUGGCGGCGCGGCUGGUGGGCCUGCUGCGCCACUUCCAGGCCGCCACCGGCGUCAACGUGUUCCGAGAAGCCGACCCCGUGAGGCUGCUGCUGCUGUGGCUGCACCUGCUGCUGGCCGCGCCCGCCGGGGCUGCGAGUGCUGCUGCGGCUGCGGCGGCUGCGGCGGCCGGGGCUGGGGCUGGGGCGGCGAUUGCGGCUGCUAUAGCCAGUGGUGGUAGGGGUGCUGCUGGUGCUGCGGGUGCUGCGGGUACGGCUACUGCCGUGGCGGCGGGCGCCGGGGUAGCAGUGCCGAUGCCGGCACCGGCGGCGCCGACACCGGCGGAGGCGAUGGCGGCUGAAAGUCGGGAGCUGUACCCGUUGGCGGCGGAGGCGCUGCAGCGGUGGGUGGCGGAGCACUGUCAGCGGCUGGAGGCGGCGGCGGAGGCGGCGCAGGAGGCGGCGGAGGUGCGGGCGGCGGAGGCUGCGGAGCGGACUGCUUCUGCUUCUGCUUCUGCUGCUACUGCUGCUACUGCUGCUACUGCCGCUGGUGCUGGUGUCGCGGCGGCGGCGGCUGGAGGGGACGGAGAUGGAGAGGGCGGGGCAAGCCGAGGGCAGCAGGCGGCGAGCGAAGGAGUGGCGCAGGCUGGGGUGCAGCAGGUGGAGGAGCAGGGGGAAGGGGAGCAGGAGCUGCAGCCGCUGCCGCCGUGUGUGUUGUUCUUCCAGGUCCUGAUAGCGGUCGUACAGGACCCGGCGGCGGGGGGGCAACAUGCUGCCGCCGCCGCCGCCCCCUGGACGCCGGCUGUAGCAGCCGCGCUGGAGCAGGCGGCGCAGCAGCUGUUCGGUCUGCUGGGGGGCGAUGCUACAGCCUACUCCGCCUGUGUGGCGCUGCACUGGGCCGGCGCCGCCGAGUCCCUUGCUACUGCCGCCGCCGCUGCUACCGCCGGCACUGCUACUGCCGGUGCUGCUGCUACUGCUGAUGCAUCUGCUACAGCCUCCGGCUUCAGAUUGGGCAACCGCGCAGCGGCGGGCCAGCAGAGGGGCAGGGCGGCGGGGGCGGCGGCGGCAGUAGCGGCUGUAGCGGGGGAGUGGGCGGGGGAGCCGGGGGUGUCACGGGCCCUGGACGUGUUGCUGUCCUACGGCGGCCUACCGCUACUGGUGCGAGCGGAGCUGGCGCGGGCGGGCGACGACCGGAAGCGAGUGGCCGGCGUGUUCUCCUUCCUGGCAGCGGCCUGCCGCCCCUCCCUGCCCGCCUGCAGCGGCGCCGGUAACGGCAGUAGCAGCAGCAACGGCAGCAAUGGCAGUAGCAGCAGCAACGGCAAUAGCGGCAGCAUGGGUGCGGUGACGCCCAGUGGCGGCAGUAGCUGCUGCCCCCCGCGCCACCCCAUGGGCCGCAUGGUGGAUGUGGCCUGCGAGCUGCUACUGCCGGAGAGCAACUGCGGGGUGGAGGGGCGGGCGGCGGCGCUGCAGGCUCUGGCUGACGCCCUGGACGAACACCUGUCGCACCUGGACCGGCAGCAGCAGCAGGCGGCGGCGGCGGCGGCGGCGGCAGCGCGCUUACGUAAGCCGCACGUGACGUCGCGGGGAAGGCAGCUGGGAAGGAGGGCUGAGCAGGAGCGGGGGAGGGGGCAGGAGCGGCGGCAGCAGGGGCGGCGGCAGGGGCAGGAGGAGCAGCACCGGCAGCGGGCGGGGACCGGAGGUGGUGGGUGUGAUUUCGAGGAGGAGGAAGACGAGGAGCGUGGCGAUUUUGAGGAGGAGGUUGAGGAGGCUGGUGCGGACGAGGAGGAGCAAAUCGGGGGCGGGGUCCGGGGCGAUGCCGCCGCCGCCGCCACCGCCGCGGCCGCCGCCGCCGCCUCUGCCGCCUCUGCCUCGCUGUGGAGUGAGUCGGCUUUGUCAGCAUUGCUGUUCUCAGUGCUGCACGACCCAAGCAUAAAGGUGCGGCGCGCCGGAAUGCGGCUGCUGGCGCUGGUGGUGUUGCCGGCGGGCGGGCCGGGCGCGGCGGCGCUGGUGCGGGCGCUGGCAGCCAAGCUGCGGGACAGGGACGCGCUCGUGUCGGACCGGGCUCUAGGCCUGCUGGCGCAGCUGCCACCCAGCUUCCUAGCGCGCGUGCUGGCGGAGGAGCGGCCGUGCGGCGGCGGCGGCGGCGGCGGCGGCGGCAGCGGCGUGGACUUUGGAGACACGAAUGUCGCUGGCGGGAGUGGGGGCGGCGGCGGGAGCAGGGCAAAGAGCCAGCAGCAGCGGGGGGCGCAAGCGGUACGCAGCGGCGGCGGUGCCGCUGGCGGCGCCGCCACUGCCGCUACUGCUGCUACAGCCACGAUGUUGGCGCCGCCGCCGCCUGACGGCUGCGCUGCGGUCGUUGCGCAUUGCCUUGAGGGGCUGGCAGAGGCAGGCGGCAGUAGCAGCGAGAAGUCGAAGGGCUGCUGGCGGCUGCUGAAAGGCCUCGUGGAGAACGCUGCUACAACCGCGGCUGCUGCGUCGGUAGCAGGGACGGUGAGGACGCCUGGUGCGGCUGAGGCGGGGGCUGUAGCUUGGAAUCCGGCAGUAGCAGGCCCGGCGGCGAUGCACCCUCUGGCGCUGCUGCUACUGCCGUCUGGCGGGCGCCUGUCGCUGUUGGAGGAGCAGGCGGAGAGGGAAGCGGCGGCGGCGGCGGCGGCGGGAAAUGCGGCUUCUGCAAGCAGGGCUGUAGCCGCUGCUGCUGCUACUGCUGCUACUGCUACCGAUGCUGCUGCUACUGCUGUUGGGGCCGUUGGCGGCGGCAGAACGACGGCAGCGGCUGCAGCGGCGGAGGAUUUGUUGCAUGCGGUGCGGCGGGCCGCCGUGGCGGUGCGUGACCUUGCGGCGGGGGCGGACUGAGGGAUUCAGGAGCGGGUCGCGAAGAAGCUGCUGGGUGUGGCAUACCUCAAGCACCGCGCGCAUGGGCGGCGGUCGCGGUGCGCGGUGCGGCGACGGCCGCAGAGAAAGGGGUGUGAAGUGGAUUGGCACGGAUCUAUCUAAGAAGCGGAAGGCGCGAUUGGCGACGAAGUCCUGAGAGUGAGAGGCAUGAAAGAAUUGUGACGGCGCGGUGUAAGUGGGGGCUGGGGUGCGUGCGGUUGCGCAUUAACGGUCCACGGGAGGUACGCGACAGCUACCAGCUUGUGUGGGUAUGUGUGGCACAUGCUGGUGUGCGUGACGGUCCUGGCUUUUCGGCUUGCCCCAGAGUUCAGCUGGAUUACAUACUGGACGCAGCAGGCGUAGUCAUGUACAGUAGCUGCUGGUGAGCUGGCUUGAGGGCUACUGCUGCAGUUGUGUUCAUUUGUUACAUGCAUA
Messenger RNA from Chlamydomonas reinhardtii, 4191 nucleotides. RefSeq lists its product as uncharacterized. Gene Ontology annotation, cellular component: ER to Golgi transport vesicle membrane; endoplasmic reticulum; Golgi stack. The transcript is spliced from 7 exons. Bases 301 to 3738 code for a protein of 1145 amino acids. Gene Ontology annotation, biological process: endoplasmic reticulum to Golgi vesicle-mediated transport; transcytosis; membrane fusion. NCBI's taxonomy places the organism in Eukaryota, Viridiplantae, Chlorophyta, Chlorophyceae, Chlamydomonadales, Chlamydomonadaceae. The record is from RefSeq and is a predicted model, not a curated record.